Molecule: messenger RNA, 609 nt
Organism: Eucalyptus grandis
Lineage: Eukaryota; Viridiplantae; Streptophyta; Magnoliopsida; Myrtales; Myrtaceae
Product: glycolipid transfer protein 1
Exons: 6
Coding region: 1-609 (202 amino acids)
Biological process (GO): ceramide transport; intermembrane lipid transfer
Cellular component (GO): membrane; cytoplasm; cytosol
Molecular function (GO): ceramide 1-phosphate binding; ceramide 1-phosphate transfer activity
Source: RefSeq, a predicted model, not a curated record
AUGGAGGGAACUGCAUUUACCCGUCCUUUGGAAGAAUUGAAGCAUGUCAGGUCCAAAGAAGGAGAAAUACUAACCAAGCCCUUCAUUGAUGUUUGCAAAAUGAUGUUGCCUGUUAUAGAUAAGUUUGGUGCUGCUAUGGCCGCAGUGAAAGCUGAUGUUGGCGGAAAUCUCCAGAGACUGGAGAAGAAAUAUUUGUCGAGUCCUUCUGAAUUCAACCUUUUGUACGGUUUGGUACGUGCAGAAGUUGCAUCCAAAACAGCAAAAUCAUCAUCUAGUUGCACCAACGCGCUUCUUUGGUUGACGAGGGCCAUGGAUUUUUUAGUGGAACUGUUUCACGAUCUGCUCGAUCAUCCAGACUGGUCGAUGACACAGGCCUGCACUAAUGCCUACAGCAAAAGUCUGAAGAAGUGGCACAACUGGCUUGCUACUUCAAGUUUCUCUGUUGCAAUGAAGCUUGUUCCAGACAGGAAAAAGUUCCUGGAAGUGGUUGGCGGUUCUGGUGACCUCACUGCUGACAUGAGGUCGUUUUGUGAGAAGUAUGGUCCACUUCUUCAGGAAAAUCACAAGUUCUUGGCAAGUGUUGGCCUAGACAAUAUGAAGGGCAGCUGA